AUGGCUUCUCUCCAGGAAUAUUAUGCAAACAACUACACCGAAUGCUCAAAAUGUGAACGUUUUAUUUGCACGUGGCAAGGAUUGGCCUACACUUUUCACACAUUUUCUGCAUUUUCAGUACCAUUUUAUAUAUUUGGUGGUUACUGCAUUGUGUUCAAGACCCCAAGUCAAAUGUCUGUUUAUAGAAAACCACUGCUGAAUAUUCAUUUUUGGACAUGUUUUGUGGAUAUUAUCCUCAAUACUCUUGCAACUCCAUAUUUAUUUCUUCCGGCUCUUGCCGGAUUUUCCGUAGGAUUAUUAAAUUUUUUAAGAGUACCCGAAAUUGUUCAAACCUGGAUGGGAUUACAGUGUGUUAAUAUAAUGAUGAUAUCCAUAACAUUAAUACUAGAAAAUCGGCACAAUUCAAUUCCAUUCAAUCGAUUUCAAACUUCGAGAAAAUUAUCCAGAUUAAUAUGCUACACGAUUCGAAUCCUCAUGGGAGUAACCUGGGCUUUAUUGAUUUUUAUUCUUCAACCCGAAAAUCAAGAGCUCGCAAUGCUACAAGUACUUAAAUAUAUUCCAUGUCCAACUGAGCAGUUUUUCACUUUUCCCGCAACCAUAUUGUUGCAAAUUUCGAUUCCUGUAGUUUUCCUGUUACCAGCAUUUUUUUAUAUUGGAUUCUC
Molecule: messenger RNA, 662 nt
Organism: Caenorhabditis elegans
Lineage: Eukaryota; Metazoa; Nematoda; Chromadorea; Rhabditida; Rhabditidae
Source: the annotation of a RefSeq genome assembly